UAGGCUAGCAAGCAUACUGUCAUCAGAACACCGCUCUCCCUCUCUUUUUACUCUUAUCUCCUGCGAGUGACAAUGAAGAUGAUGAUGAUGAUGCGACGGUUACCUCCAACUACGAUUACUCUAACAUCAGCAUUUUCAUGUCGUUUUACUUCUCCCAAAUUCUUCCCUGACCAAAUAAUAAUCUCCUCAAAAUCAACUCCCUGUUACCCUAGAAUUUCCCUCCUCGCCACUUUGUGCUCCGCCUCUCAAGUUCCUGACCCAAUCAUUGAACAAGACUCUUCAAAACGUGGUCCUUUGAAACCUGGCUUGUAUUUAGUUGGAACCCCCAUUGGAAAUCUCGAAGAUAUUACCUUGAGGGCUCUUCGUGUAUUAAAAUCUGCUGAUGUGAUACUGUCAGAAGACACAAGGCAUUCCGGGAAGUUACUUCGUCAUUACAACAUCAGAACUCCACUGCUGAGUUAUCAUAAAUUUAACGAGUCUCAAAGAGAGCAACGGGUGUUAAGGAGGUUAAAAGAGGGUGAGAUUGUGGUGCUGAUUAGUGAUGCAGGGACGCCAGGAAUCAGUGAUCCCGGUGCGGAAUUGGCGAAGUUGUGCGUCGAUGAAAAUAUUCCUGUUAUUCCAAUUCCAGGGCCUUGUGCGGUUGUUGCUGCGCUCUCUGCUUCAGGCUUGGAUACUGAUGAGUUUACAUUUGUUGGAUUUCUUUCCAAGCAUGCUCCUUCCAGGAGAGAGAGGCUGACAGCUUCUGCAAAUGAAGCAAGAACACAAAUAUUCUAUGUUCCUCCGCACAAGUUUUCUCAGUUUCUCGAAGAAUCUUCAUUGCUUUUUGGUGACUCGAGGCGGUGUGUCAUGGCUCGAGAAAUGACAAAAAUACAUGAAGAGUUUUGGCGGGGAACUCUGGGGGAGGCCAAAGUACGUUUUUUGAAUCAAAAACCUAAGGGGGAGAUGACACUGCUAAUUGAAGGCAGGACAAAUUGUUUGGUUGAAACUCCGUCAGAAGAUCAGCUUGAGCAUGAAUUGGGAGAAUUGAUCUCCCGUGGGCAUACUCUUUCUACGGCAGUGAAAUUGGUGGCUGAAGGAGCAUCAGUGAAGAGAAAAACAUUAUACUCGCUGGCAUUGAAGAAGUUUGGGAAACAACUUGAAGCGGAUGAUAAUUCAAAUUAGCUCAUGUCACUUGCAUUGAAGAGAUUUUGUCAUCGCCUUAUUGACUUCUUGAGUAGGGAUGCGAGUUAUAAUCAACCUCCGCAUUUCCCCCUUGCUUCCUGAAGUCAGCAAGCGUACCAUUGUUGGAACAAAUUGGAGAAAAUAUUUUUUUCCUCAGAAGUUGAGAGAGGGCAAAGUGAACUGCUCAGAGGUUAUUGCAGGCAUGAUAUUGAGGUCCAGGAGCAAGACUUUUUUAGCCAAGAGGGUCAAGGGAGCCGUGAACAACUUAUACAUGAAGGUACUUCAUAUUGGCCGACUUUUUGAGUGAGAUUUCUUACAUGUAUCGGCACCUUUGUCCACCUUGCUGGCUUUUGUUUAGGUGGGAGACACUCUGCAUUUUGUGGGUUCACCACCAGCUUGAUUUUUUAUAAACUGUUUGCUGAAUAAAACUUGACCAAGACAUUGAUUACCAAA
Molecule: messenger RNA, 1614 nt
Organism: Populus nigra (black poplar)
Lineage: Eukaryota; Viridiplantae; Streptophyta; Magnoliopsida; Malpighiales; Salicaceae
Exons: 9
Coding region: 73-1161 (362 amino acids)
Molecular function (GO): methyltransferase activity
Source: RefSeq, a predicted model, not a curated record